GAUUCCCCGCGCGGAGCCGGAGCCUCGGCCGCAACUAGCAGUGGAGCGGAGCCGCGCGGCUCUGCGGUACGCAGAGCCGGACUGCAGCCUGAGCCCUCCCUGCCCGGCAAGUGGCACAGGGGUGCCAGCGAUCGCCGGCUUUGUUCCUGGGGCUGGGGGGCAGCAGUUUCUCACCUCCGUUCCACCCCCUACCUCCCUGCAGGAAACACCCAGAACCACCCCCGCGCGGUAGUCUACAAAAGCCGGGCGCCCCCAGCCCCAUGAGGACCCCCAGGCCGCAGCCCGGACCGAAUCUUGCUGCAGCCUUAGACCGUUAGACAGGUCAGUGCCCGGGCGGGAUGAGGGGCCGAGCUGGAGGAGGGAGGAGGAGCGCUCGCUGGUCCACCCUGUCCCCGCACAGCUUCUGGAGGCCACUCAGCGGGUCACCUCUGCCAGGGGCAUCCAAUAGCGCGGGCGUGGUUUUGCAUUUUUUCUGACAAGCAAGGUGUGGAGCCGCCCUCUGCAGCCCACCCCGGCCCAGGUGAUCUCAGAUUGCGGAGGGGGGGGCGGGCUUGGGGACAUCCGUUGCUCUAAUAAUGCGGUGCUUUUCUACUUAUGCAUGGCCGAGUCGAAACCACCGCAUCCGAAUGUCGCUUGCAUCAAGAUGUCAGGCUUCGGAUGCGAAAGGAAACCGAGAUGCGGGAGAGGGCGAGAAGAAAGGAGGCCGGGAGACACUGAGGCCCGGGGAGUGAGGGGAGGGGUACUAGGAAAACGAUUCGCAGUGCAAAUCGUAGCGCGAUGUGUGGAGUGGAGAGCGCCCUUGGGAGCCAGCAGAAGCCUCCGAGGUCACGGGGGUCAAUGGCCCAGCCCUCGCCUUCUCUUCCUACCUUUUUAACCCCCCACCCCCACUCCAGGAUGUGGCUGGGCCGCCGUGCCCUCUGCGCGCUGGUUCUGCUGCUCGCCUGCGCCUCGCUGGGGCUCCUAUACGCGAGCAUCCGGGACGCCCCGGGCCUCCGGGCACCUCUUGCGCUGUGGGCGCUCCCGCAGGGACCCCAUAGGCCCGAGCUGCCAGACUUUGCCCCUGAGCCCCGCUACGCACACAUCCGCGUCAGGAUCAAGGAGCGAGUGGUCGGGCUACUGGGUCAGAACAACUGCAGUUGUGAGUCCAGCGGGAGGGGUCUUCCCCUCCCCUUCCAGAGACAGGUCAGAGCCAUUGACCUCACUAAGGCCUUUGACCCUGAGGAGCUGAAGGCUGCCUCUGCCACAAGGGAGCAGGAGUUCCAGGCCUUCCUGUCAAGGGUCCAGUCCCCAGCUGACCAGCUGCUCAUAGCCCCUGCCAACUCCCCCCUACAGUACCCUCUGCAGGGCGUGGAGGUUCAGCCCCUCAGGAGCAUCUUGGUGCCAGGGCUGAGCCUGCAGGCUGCUUCUGGUCAGGAGGUAUACCAGGUGAACCUGACUGCCUCCCUGGGCACCUGGGAUGUGGCAGGGGAAGUGACUGGAGUGACUCUUACUGGAGAAGGGCAGCCAGAGCUGACCCUUGUCAGCCCAGGGCUGGACCAACUCAACCGGCAACUGCAACUGGUCAUUUACAGCAGCCAAAGCUACCAGGCCAACACUGCAGACACAGUCCGGUUCUCCACGGAGGGACAUGAGGCUGCCUUCACCAUUCGCAUAAGACACCCCCCAAACCCACGCCUGUACCCGCCUGGAUCUCUACCCCAGGGAGCCCAGUACAACAUCAGCGCUCUGGUCACUAUUGCCACCAAGACCUUCCUUCGUUAUGAUCGGCUACGGACGCUCAUUGCUAGUAUCCGACGCUUCUACCCAACUGUCACCGUGGUCAUCGCUGACGACAGCGACAAGCCAGAGCGUAUUAGCGGCCCCCAUGUUGAGCACUAUCUCAUGCCCUUUGGCAAGGGCUGGUUUGCAGGUCGGAACCUGGCAGUGUCCCAAGUAACCACCAAGUACGUGCUGUGGGUGGACGAUGACUUCGUCUUCACAGCGCGGACGCGGCUAGAGAGGCUUGUGGACGUGCUGGAGCGGACGCCGCUAGACCUGGUGGGGGGCGCGGUGCGCGAGAUCUCGGGCUUCGCCACCACUUACCGGCAGCUGCUGAGCGUGGAGCCUGGCGCCCCAGGCCUCGGGAACUGCCUCCGGCAGAAGCGGGGCUUCCACCACGAGCUUGUCGGCUUCCCAGGCUGCGUGGUCACCGACGGCGUAGUCAACUUCUUCCUGGCGCGUACUGACAAGGUGCGCGAGGUGGGCUUCGACCCGCGCUUCAGCCGUGUGGCACACCUGGAAUUCUUCCUGGAUGGGCUUGGUUCCCUUCGAGUUGGCUCCUGCUCUGACGUCGUUGUGGAUCAUGCAUCCAAGUUGAAGCUGCCUUGGACAUCAAGGGAUGCUGGCGCAGAGACUUACGCGCGGUACCGUUACCCGGGAUCGUUGGACGAGAGUCAGAUGGCCAAACACCGCCUCCUCUUCUUCAAACACCGGCUGCAGUGCAUGACCUCGGAGUGACGGCCACCCGGGGCUUUCCAACUGUCAGGCUGGGCCUGCCUUCUUGUUUCUGCCAGGAAUUUCCAGCAAACCCCACCACCCAGUGAGCACCCCACUGACUCUCUGAGCCCCUCCUUCCUCACCCUUCCCUUUCAGAAACUGAUCCUAAACAGGGGCUUGUCCUGGUGACACCCUUCCUUUCCUGAGUGCCCAGGGGCCUGAUGGAGCCAUAACCUCUCCCAUAGCCAGUGCCAAGUCCUCUCUCCCACCCCAUUCUCAUGGGGCAGGACAUGGGGGGGGUCACUUUCCAAGUGCCAAAGAGCCCAGGGGGACUCUAAGAACCUAAAGGAGAAACAUUCUCCUCUCAUCUUCUUGGGACUGAGGGGGUGGCAAAGUUCCCCCGGCAAUUAAUCCCAGGGCUGUGUCCCCCACCCCUAUCUCUGGAUCCAGGACUGUGCACCGGCUCCAGCCCCACCCCCACAGAGAGAACUUGUGACUCUGGAGCUGGGGUGGGGACUGGUGAACACAUGGUGAAAACCA
Messenger RNA from Microcebus murinus (gray mouse lemur), 3015 nucleotides. NCBI's taxonomy places the organism in Eukaryota, Metazoa, Chordata, Mammalia, Primates, Cheirogaleidae. The record is from RefSeq and is a predicted model, not a curated record.